Molecule: messenger RNA, 2222 nt
Organism: Gavia stellata (red-throated loon)
Lineage: Eukaryota; Metazoa; Chordata; Aves; Gaviiformes; Gaviidae
Product: acrosin-like
Exons: 7
Coding region: 1171-2211 (346 amino acids)
Biological process (GO): acrosome reaction; proteolysis
Molecular function (GO): serine-type endopeptidase activity
Source: RefSeq, a predicted model, not a curated record
UUUUGUGACAACUGUUACAAAUCUGUAAUAUAAAAACUCAUCUACACAGUGUAUGUAGGUGAGCAGGCACUUCUUUAUUGCAGCACUGGACGCACAGGGGAUCACUCCACCUAGUGUGCGUGUUUAGUUUCUCUGCUACAGAAGUUGUAUACAAUCAAAGUAUACAUAGUCAUCAUAUUUCCAAGAAACAGUUAACAUAUUCAUACAAUUUCCGAGAACUCAUUAGUAUGUGUAAAUGCUCGUGACGCAUGCGCCUUCAGGUACACAGGUGGUUGUCUAAGGUGCUCUGGUGGUCGUCCAUAGUCUUCCUCACUGCUUCAGUGAAUGUCCAUGAAGGAAGUAGCAGUACAAGGGGAAGGAAGGCUUUUUAAAAACCACGUACUGUAGUGUGCUAUUGAGAGGCAUAAAAGAGCGGGAAGUUCCCAAUAUCCGCUGAUCCUACUUUCUAGAGCACUAAUCAAACAUUUUCUGUGUAUGUGGUUGAGAUGUUUAUCAACCUUCCUGGCAUAUUGUAAGAAUUAACUGAAUAACUUUUUUUUUAAUUAUUUUUCUGCUAACAUUAUGCUCAGUGGUAGCUGAGACAUGCAUGUAAGAAUAAUUAAGUAACUCUUCUUGACAUGAAUGUGGUUUUCCUCUUCAUUCUCUUUUUAUUUUCAGUGGAAUCUGGCUGAAAAUCUAUUCCGGUUGUUUUCAGCCAAAAAGGACAAUUUGGAAAAUGAAGUCUGAGCCACCAGAAACUGUUUCCUUGGGCUGUGCUGCUCUACGUGAUAGAAAGCCUGGGUACUGGAAGAAAGAAUACCUCUUCAAACAAAUAGCUGCUGUCAAAAUGAGAAGCCUCUGGCUUGAGGUGGAGAAUUGUUCUAAAGGACAAAAAUGGAAAGGAACACGUAAUGGAGAAGGCAAACCUGUCGAUUAAGGACACAUCUGUUACUAUACUUUGGUAUAGUACAAAUUGGCCAUGCUUAGACAUCCUGUCAAGCCUGAAACUGUUUGGAGUUAUGCCAUUGCUUCCUGACCAAAGCAGAGCUCCCAGCAAGAAUGGAACAGUGAACAUCAGCCCCGGGACCAAGGGCACCGCGGGCAACGCGAGUACUGCGGGCACUACGUCGUUUGCUGCGCUGGUGGCGACGAGCUCUCCGUGCUUGCAGCUGCCACGUGUUGCUGGCAGCGAUGAAUUUGCUCCGCCUCCUCGUCCUGCUGACCCUGUGUGGGCCUGCGCACGGCACGUGGGACACCUGUGGAGGGACCUGCGGGCUCCGGCCCAUGGCUUCUCAGCACGGCGUGUCGCGCGUCGUGGGUGGCACAGAUGCCCAGCCAGGGGCCUGGCCCUGGAUCGUCAGCAUCCAGGAUCCCUGGAAAACAGGCACGGGGCAUACAUGCGGAGGGUCCCUCAUCAGCCCACAGUGGGUCCUCACAGCAGCCCACUGCUUCAUUGAGGCCAGGCACAUCACCAUGUGGCGCGUGGUGGUCGGGGCCACCCGGUUGACUCAGCUGGGCCCUGAGGCCCAAGUGCGCCAUAUCAAGCGGCUACUGGUUCACGAGCACUACAGUAACAUCACGCAGAGGAACGACAUCGCCCUGCUGGAACUGGACCAGCCUGUGCAGUGCAGCUACUCCAUCCAGCUUGCCUGUGUGCCCGACGCCUCGCUGAGAGUGUCAGAGCUGACAACCUGCUACGCCAGCGGCUGGGGUUCCACGACUGCAAGAUGUGAGUUCCCAAAAAGAUCAACUGAUGUCCUGCAGGAGGCCAAGGUCCGCCUCAUUGAUGUCAACCUCUGUAACAGCAGCGGGUGGUACAGAGGGGCCAUCCACACCCACAACCUGUGUGCUGGCUACGCGCAGGGUGGCAUCGACACCUGCCAGGGCGACAGCGGUGGUCCUCUCGUCUGCAAAGAUAACAAUGCAGACUACUUCUGGCUCGUUGGAGUCACCAGCUGGGGGAAAGGCUGCGCGAGAGCAAGACGGCCCGGAGUCUACACCUCCACGCAGCACUUUUACGACUGGAUCCUGGCACAGAUGGGACUGCGCCCAGCAGUAUCGGCUACUCCAACGCCACAGCCAGGCUUCACCUCAAGCCCCUUUCAGAGGCCGAGACCCAUACCAACUCAGUUGGGCACGUUUACACCCUGCCCAUUUCCAGUCCAGAGGCUGGUGCAAUUCUUUACUCGGGUGCAGGAGCUCCUGCAGUUCCUAAGGGGGACAAAGGCCUGAGCAGCAGGAUG